GUCUCUUCUCCUGCCUUGAUUAUCUGAUUUAUCCGUACAUUCUCUACACAAAGUUUAUCAGUUCAUUCGCAUUGCUUUAGCUAUUCCAUCACUCGCAGAUUACAAUCUGCAAUUUCGAGAUACCCCAUUUGUAUUUUGAAUUAUUCUUUUGAUUUGGAUGUGAUAGGAGAAUGCAUUUUUCGGUGAUAUACUGAUAAAAUCUGCGAUUUUGGAUGGUGGAAUUAGGGCUUUCCUAGAACAUGCUCACUCUGCGACUAAUUCGCAGGUUUGGCGCCGUACACCGUAAUCUCGCCGCCGCAGCUUUUUCUUCAUUCGUUGGAAAAAUUAGUGAUGUUAGCAGUAGAGCUGGAAAACCUAGUUCAGUAGAUGAGCCUGCAUUGGUUAAACUAAAGAAGGAAAGGGACCCUGAGAAGUUGUUCAAUUUGUUUAAGGCUAAUGCCACAAAUAAGGUUGUUGUUGAGAACCGAUUUAUCUUUGAGGACACGGUCUCUAGGUUAGCUGGGGCAGGCCGGCUUGAUUAUAUUGAGAUCUUGCUUGAGCAUCAGAAGACUCUGCCACAGGGUCGUCGGGAAGGGUUCACUAUACGAAUAAUAAUGUUGUAUGGGAGGGCUAGAAUGACUAAACAUGCUGUCAAUACGUUUUGUGAUAUGCAUUUGUAUGGUUGUGUGCGGACCGUUAAGUCAUUUAAUGCUGCUUUGAAGGUAUUGACUGACUCUCGGGAUUUGCAGGCGAUUGAUUGGUUUCUAAAUGAUGUUCCUGGUAGAUUUGGAAUUGUGCUAGAUGCAUAUUCGUUUAAUAUUGUUAUCAAGGGUUUCUGUGAGAUGGGUAUACUGGAUAAGGCGUUUCUUGUCAUGGCUGGGAUGGGAACAUGGGGACUAGCUCCUGAUGUUUUCACGUACACCUCGCUUAUAGAGGCCUGUUACAAGUCGAACUGGCCAGAGAUUGCAAAUGGGCUGUGGAGCCGGAUGGUGUUAAAAGGUUGUCUUCCCAAUAUUGCAACCUUCAAUGUGAGGAUUCAGUUCUUGGUAAAUAAGGGGCGGACAUGGGACGCUAAUAAGUUGUUGGAUUUCAUGCGGAGAUUGAAGAAAUCUCCUGAGUUUCCUGAUGAGAUCACAUAUAAUUUGGUGAUCAAAGGUUUCUGCAAAAUGGGAAAUCUAAAAAUGGCUAUGUAUGUGUAUUCUGCUUUUAGGAGUGAGGGCUACAAGCCAAAUCAAAAAAUUUACCAAACCUUGAUCCAUUAUUUCUGUGAAGCAAGAGAAUUCGACAUGGCAUACAACAUGUGUAAACAAAGUAUGGAGAACAACUGGUAUCCUAGUGUGGGUACCAUUAACAAUCUGAUCGAAGGCCUGGUCAGAGAUGGAAAACUCGAGAAGCUUGAUAAAGCGAAACAUAUUUAUAGUCUUUCUUUGAAAAGGAAGCCUCCUUUUAAUCCGGCUCAAAUUGAACUCAUGAAAUCCAUAGUAUCAAGGAAAUGAACUAAUUUAUUGUAUGGGUCAGCCGUCUCAUUGGGAGAUAAUUUAAUUGAUUGGUUAUGAAGCAAGGUUGGUUUUAGCCUUGCCCUUGAGAUACUAUCUCUGAUGACUGCAUGGAAUUUCUUCAGUCCGAUUCUGGUUGUGCCCAAAUGAGUUCUUAGUGAGAUGAAAACUCUAAGAGGACAGCUCACUAAAUUGUUUGAGGUGAUUGCUGGAUGCAGCCAGCGACUCCCGUUUGAUUAUGAUGAAGCUCUAACAGUUGAGAAAGGCCAGCUGCCUAUUCCUGUACCACGAGUUCGACUUAAGCUUGUUUCAUGCCAGUUGUGUUUGCAUAAUUUUGAAACUAGACUACUAUGAUAAGAUGUAGUGUUAUGUUGAUUUCCUUGCACAGUUGGCAUCUUAAUGCUGAUUAGAGGCGUUUGCUUGUAAUGACUUGUACUUGUAUUAAUUAUAACCAGUAACCACCAUUG
This is a messenger RNA of Salvia hispanica, 1942 nucleotides long. NCBI's taxonomy places the organism in Eukaryota, Viridiplantae, Streptophyta, Magnoliopsida, Lamiales, Lamiaceae. The record is from RefSeq and is a predicted model, not a curated record.